Desarmillaria tabescens is the source of this 2367-nucleotide messenger RNA. Its product is annotated as OPT-domain-containing protein. The record is from RefSeq and is a predicted model, not a curated record. Bases 1 to 2367 code for a protein of 788 amino acids. NCBI's taxonomy places the organism in Eukaryota, Fungi, Basidiomycota, Agaricomycetes, Agaricales, Physalacriaceae. Gene Ontology annotation, cellular component: plasma membrane. Gene Ontology annotation, biological process: transmembrane transport. The transcript is spliced from 25 exons. Gene Ontology annotation, molecular function: oligopeptide transmembrane transporter activity.
AUGGACUCAGACCCGGAGAACAAGCACCUCGACGACAAGGAUGCGAUUGAGCGUAACUUUUUGGACGAUAAACAUGCCUUCGUCGAUCCUGAUGCUACCGCUCUGGAUAUCCUGGCUCUACCGGCAGACGUCGAAGAAACUGCAGCGGUUGCAGAAGCCAUGUCUCCUGAGGAACUUCAAGAAUGUCUCUUGCACAUUAUUGACACAAACUUCCCUGCCAGAGCCCUGAUGCUUAUCCGGCAAUACCUCUACGACGACGCGAUCAAGACCGAUGCGACAGCGUAUAGACAGAUUUACGAAGAAGUCAAGAUUGAAGCCGCGAUGAUAACAAUCAACUCACCCUACGCCGAGGUCCGCGCGGUCGUCGACAAUCACGAUGAUCCCAUGCUCCCCUCGAUGACUUUCCGUGCUGGGCUUAUCGGCUUGGUCUACGUGGUUAUCGGCGCGUUCAUAAACCAAUUCUUCUCGAUCAGGCAGCCUGGCAUAAGUGUCGAGGCUAAUGUGGCGCAGCUCUUAGCGUAUCCGGCUGGGAAGCUCUUUGAGCGCGUUCUUCCGACAAACAAGUUUCGGACGUUCGGAUAUGAGUGGACUAUGAACCCGGGCAAGUUCAACAUGAAGGAGCACAUGGUGAUCACCAUCAUAGCGAAUGUGGGAUUUAACCUUCCGUACACUACCGGCAUCAUAUGGGUUCAGUCCAUUGAGAGAUUCUUCAAUCUGCCAUGGGCCAAGAACUUCGGAUACCAAAUUCUCAUUUCGCUGUCGACUAACUUCAUUGGGUACGGUUUGGCUGGGAUAACACGACGUUUCCUUGUCUACCCCUCGUACGCGAUAUGGCCUAGUAAUCUGGCUACCAUUGCGUUGAAUCGAGCAUUUCAUUCAGAGAGAAACGCAGUGGCGAAUGGAUGGCGUAUCACCCGGAUGACGUUCUUCCUAUACGCGUUCGGCGGCAUGUUCGUGUACUUUUCGUUAUCCUACUUUAACUGGAUUACAUGGUUUUCACCGAAGAAUGCCCUGCUUGCUGGUAUUACGGGUGGAAUCACUGGCCUCGGUUUGAACCCUAUCUCCACUUUCGACUACAACGUGCUCACUGUCGGCGGGGAUCCUCUUAUAAAUCCCUUCUUUACUAUGGCCAACUAUAUUGCGGGAGCCCUCAUUACCAUGCCUGUUAUAGCAGCUCUUUGGGUCAAUAAUGUGUGGUACACCGGAUAUCUACCGAUCAACUCCAAUGGCGUGUUUGAUAACACGGGGGCGAGAUAUAACGUCUCGAUGGCCGUGAAUGCUGAGGCGCUAUUUGACGCGGAGGCAUACAGGGCUUAUUCUCCCGCAUACCUCUCCGCGUCGAUGAUUCUGCUUUAUGGAUUCUUCUUCGCUACAUAUGCUGCAACGAUCUCGCAUACGGCGUUUGUGCUGGUUUUCUCUAUCGCUCUUGGGGCAGCUGGAGUCGGUGCUUAUCCGACAUCUACCACACCCGCAGUGGUGUUAUACGGUAUCCUCCUUGCUCUCGUUUUCUGCGUCCCCGUCGGUAUCAUCCGCUCAAUCACCAACGCAGAGAUAACCCUAAACGUCCUUGCUGAGUUUUUCGGAGGACUAUGGUUCCCAGGAAACGCAAACGCGUUGAACUUCUUCAAGUCAUAUGGCUUUGUCACCACUUCUCAAACGCUAAACUUCGCUCAGGAUCUGAAACUGGCUCAUUACACGCAUAUUCCUCCACGGGUGACAUUCUGGGCACAGCUUGUUGCGACCUUCGUAUCAACCUUCGUCUGCGUGGGUGUGCUCAACUUCCAGUUGACACAAAUCCCAAAUGUUUGCGCCCCGGAGCAGCAGGAUAGGUUCACCUGCCCUGGCGAGAAUACAUUCUUCACUGCCUCGGUUUUGUGGGGUACGUUGGGCCCUUCGAGGAUGUUUGGCCGAGGGGCAAUAUACAGCCCGUUGCUUUGGUGUUUCUUGAUCGGACUCGCGUUACCGGUCAUAGUCUUUUGCUUCCGGGACAGAAUGAAGAUCUUGAAGUACUUCCACCUACCCGUGUUCUUGCUUGGUUCUCUCAUUUGGGCCCCGUAUAAUUUGACUAACAUCUGGCCUGCAAUUCCCAUUGCGUAUAUAUUCAAUGUGUUCAUCAAGAAGAGGUAUCUCGGCUGGUGGUCCAAAUACAACUACGUCCUAGCCUCGGCAUUUACUUGUGCUAUUGCAAUUUCAGCGAUCAUCCAGUUCUUCGCAGUGCAAUGGUACGACGUUAACAUAUCCUGGCCGGGAAACAAUAAGCCGUUUGAGGGCUGUGAUAACGAUGCAUGCCCGUAUCUUGUUCUUGGUGACGGAGAGCAUUUCGGUCCAAUACGAGCUGAAAUUGAAGUAGAACUUGACGAGAUAUAA